Messenger RNA from Dinoponera quadriceps, 3170 nucleotides. RefSeq names its product aurora kinase B (gene aurB). Gene Ontology annotation, molecular function: ATP binding; protein kinase activity. The record is from RefSeq and is a predicted model, not a curated record. Lineage: Eukaryota; Metazoa; Arthropoda; Insecta; Hymenoptera; Formicidae. Gene Ontology annotation, cellular component: spindle midzone; chromosome passenger complex; spindle microtubule. The coding region runs from base 2022 to 2981 and encodes 319 amino acids. Gene Ontology annotation, biological process: mitotic spindle organization; regulation of cytokinesis; protein phosphorylation. The transcript has 6 exons.
AAGCGCGUGUAUGUUUUGAAUUAUUGCGUAUUUCUCACGUAGCACCAUCCAUCACGUACGCAUCUGUAACGUGACGAUUACGUACGCCUGAUUUGUUUGUUUCGUUCAGUUCGCUGUUGUUAACGCAUGCUUUCAGUUUUAAGUUACGUUUGUGAUUGCGUCUAACAUUUAUCUGUGCGAUAUUCACAUGCAGGAUUUGUCACACACAUACACACUCACACACACACACACAGGUGUCGAUGCGUUCGCAAUUAUUAUUAUUUAUGUAGAGAGCCACCGUGUGAUUCGUGCGUGUAAUAAGAGCGAGAGCACGCUUGUAAAUAACAAGGAGAGGGCGGCGAAUACACCGCAUGCACACCGCAACACAGUUUUGUUUCACUGUACUCUGCAUAAGUGCGCGACGUCGAUUAAUCAUGCGCUUUUCUUCCGUCUGUACUUUGUAUUCCUUAAGCGGGGCCUACAUUGAGAAUUCAAGGCGUAAAUUUAAGGUAUUGACCAGUCAUCGAUUGAUUUUUCUCCUAUUAUAAUUCGACCGUGAUUGUGAUGAAUAUUUUUCAAGACUCAGAGCUUAAAGCGUCUAUUGUAGGACCGGGACUUACAAUGGGGUGGGUCUCUGUUCAGUAUCUGUUGUACCGCUUCAUUUAUUAAUCGGUAAUCGUGAACACGAGUUACUAUUACGCAACACACAGAGGCUGAAGUAGCAUCGCUUAUCUUUCGUGCUGUCGGCACGCUCGCACGAUCAAUUAUCGCGAAGAUUGUUAGCGAGAAAUUCCUUCACGUCGAUACGCACGCAUACUUGGCAUAUUUGGACGAUGUGCGACGAAGACGUUUGUGUUGUUACGUGUUUGUAUAUUCGGGUGUACUGUUGAUUUUAUAGGCAGAGGAGAUACCUAUCAGGUAGGAUACACGCGUACAUGAUCACGACGGAACUGAUUCCCGCGUCUUUUGUGUGAAGCCUUAAUUUAUUCGUUUGUACAUAAUAUGCUUUUAACUUUCUCGCGCUUCGUAUCCGAUAUUGUUGACAGCUAAAUAAAUGUCGUCGAUGAGUUAAAUUUCAUUGUAACGUUUGAAUGUAUAAUCUGCUGAUAUAUUAGUAUUUAUUCUGCAUUCCAUUAAGAAAUAAAGGAUAUAUAUAUAUAUAUAUAAAAAUAGCGAUUAAAUUUUCUGACAUAACAAAUGUGUUUAGAGGGCUAUGUAAGGACCUUAUUAUAUAGCGAAUAAUAUAUUAGAGGGUGUAGGGAAAGUUUCCGCGCAUUUUUGACAAUGUUUCUUUAUUAAAAUAAAAUCAAUGGUACAAUGUAUGGUUAGUCAAAGUAUUUGCCAUCGUUUUCUAUCACCUUUGCCCACCUUUCAGGCAGCAUAAUAUUACAUUGAAAGAAUUCGUCAUCUUUUGAUCCAAUCAUCCAUUCAUUUUCGUACAUGGUGUUGGAGAAGUGGCAAUGCGCGUUGCAUUGAUCUAAAUAAGUGGUAAUUAGAAGAGACAAUGCCUGGUGAGUAAGGUGGAUAUGGAAGGACUUCCCAUUCCAACAGCGCUUCCUUGGACUCUUUAGCAACGGGGUCUGGUGUUGUCAUGGAGCAGAAUGACCUUACAUCGAUUUGCAGCUAUUUGAGAAUGUUUUUUGAUCAGUUCCCGAUUCAGUUGUCUAAGUUAUUAUUGUUAAUAUUAGUCAUAUUUUUGCUAAAAAAAUUAUCUUAUUUGGAUUGGUGCAUUUCAAAGUAUCCGCUAAUCGGAUCAAUAAUAACAAUCGAUCAGCUGAGUAUCCAAUGACCGCAGUUUAGCCAAUAGCCUGCACAUAGAUGUCGUUAGCGAAUAACGUUCGUGAAUUCAAACAAAGAAACGUCGGUUACCGACGAGUUCCAUUAAACUCCGUGAAACAUCGUGAGGUGAUACUGUGAGAGAGUGAUAGAAUUCUGCUGGAAUCUGUUAACGUUUUGUCACGUUUUAAGAUUAAAUAUACAUUUUUGUACAUAAAUCGACUGAAAAAUUAUAUAUAUAGAUAUUGGUUAGUAUAUUAUUGAUAAUGGCCAGUGGACAAGUGUUCAAAAUACCAUCGACAUUGCCACCAGUGUCAUCUCAUGACCACAAAGAAGCUAUUCAUGACACAAUUUAUAAAAUGAUGGAACAUAUCAACAACAGAGGCCCAAGGUAUCAGUGGAGCUUGGAUGAUUUUGAAGUUGGAUCACCUUUAGGGAGAGGAAAAUUUGGCCGUGUAUAUCUAGCCAGAGAGAAGACUACUCAGUAUAUGGUAGCCUUGAAAACACUGUACAAAGUUGAGUUGAUAAAAGGGCGUGUGGAGAAGCAAGUGAUGCGAGAAAUUGAGAUUCAGACACAUUUGAGACACCCGCAUAUUCUUCAGCUUCUAACAUAUUUCCACGACAAGAAGAGAAUCUACCUGGUUUUGGAGUUCGCCGCGAGAGGAGAGCUGUACAAAGAGCUGAAGCGUCAGCCAAACGAGAGAUUCAACGAACACUUAUCUGCUAAAUACACUUAUCAAGUAGCCGACGCUUUGGAAUACUGCCACAGGAACAAUGUGAUUCACCGAGAUAUAAAGCCUGAGAAUCUAUUGCUUACAUAUAACGGCGAUGUAAAGCUUGCAGACUUCGGUUGGUCCGUGCACGCACCAUCUUCAAAGCGGAACACAUUAUGCGGGACACUGGAUUAUUUGCCACCGGAAAUGCUAACGGGACAGACGUACGACGUCUACGUCGAUCACUGGUGCCUGGGUAUUCUCUGUUACGAGUUUCUGACGGGGCAGCCACCUUUCUUGAGCUCCUCUCAACAGGAGACGUACUCUAAGAUAAAAACCAUAAAUAUGCAGUGGCCGGAACAGAUCACACCCGGAGCUAAAGAUCUUAUUUCCAAGGUAACACUCGGAAUACUUAGGAUACUCAUUGACGAGAGAACACUCAUGAUUGAUCCGCGUGUUUGCACAGCUGAUCAAGAGAAAGAGCUCGGAACGAAUCUCUCUGGCCGCCGUUAAGAGACACUCCUGGAUCUUACAGCACAAGGACUCGCCUUGACCGAAUGUUUAAAUUAAGAAAAAGGAUAUUUCUUGUUAGUUUUUUUUUUAUGUGUAAGACGAACUUUUCUCCUUGAUGAUUUUAUUACAAUUUGGCGAUAUAGACGAUAUGUAAAAUAUAAAGAUAUUAAAUAUAUUAUGGCCAAUUCA